CCUGUAAGAGACACGCUCCUGACAAUGUGCAAAAUGCUUUAAAACAGUUUAAAUCGUAAUUAUAUCGACGUGAAACGAUUUUAAAGUCGUUUGAGUUCCCUUUUAAUUUCAUAAAUCUUAUUUUUUUUCGUAAAAUACAUAUUUUAUAUCACUAAUAUUACAAUAUAUGGCGUGGAACGAGGAGAAAAGCUGAACAUCGGAGGUUUAAAAUUAAAGUUACACAUCUGCUUCAUUAAGUUAGAACAUGAACCUGUAAAAAUACUGUUGAAACACAAUUUUACCCUUUAUAUAUUAUACUCGACCCCUUUUUGAUCACAAUUACUGCUUUCCGAACUCUACCAGACCGCGUCCCUUCCAGGACCUGCGGCAAUCCAUUCAAGCCAGCAAGUUUGAGAGCGUGUUGUGUUUAAUCGAUUCAUAACGUCGAGAUGGAGCCGAACUCACUGAAGUGGGUGGGCUCGUCCUGCGGUUUACACGGACCUUAUAUUUUCUACAAAGCCUUUCAGUUUUUGCGGGACGGAAAAUCCAGGAUUCUGUCACUCGGCGACUUUUUCUUCGUCAGAUGUAAACCCGAGGAUCCAGUUUGCAUAGCGGAGCUGCAGCUUCUCUGGGAGGAACGGACAAGCAAGCAACUUUUAUCCAGCUCCAAACUUUAUUUUUUACCGGAGGACACGCCGCAGGGACGGACGGUCACGCACGGAGAGCACGAGGUCAUUGCAGUGUCUGAAAAGGUAAUCGUCCGGUUGGCGGACCUGGUGAAGUGGUCGGUACAAGACUGGUCGUCAUGGAGCCAGGGUCUGAAGGCAGAGCCUCUCAAACCCUCCGUGGUCCGGGAACUCGGCACCAACGGGAGGAGAGAGGCCCUGCACCGGUACAGAGAGAGCACACUGACCAGUGGACUCAACUUCAAGGAUGUUCAACGGGAGAGGGCGCAGUUGGGUCAAGACGAGGACGAGCAGAAGAUCCUGGUCCUCAGUUAUCCUCAGUAUUGUCGAUAUCGGUCGGUGUCGGCGCGGCUGGCAGAACCGUCGUCCUCUCUGCUCAUCAACCACACCGUGUUAGCGCUGGGUGGCAUCGCGGCUCUGGACGGACACAUCCAGAUCCUGUACUGUCGAGACACCUUUGAUCACCCCACCCUGCUGGAGAACGAGAGCAUCUGCGACCAUUUUGCCCCAAACCUGAAAGGUCGGCCUCGCAAGAAGAAGCUGUCCUUCCGUCAGAGGAGGGACUCCCACAGUAAAACUCAAGGUCAGGGGUCAUCGUCGAGGUCGGUCCAUGGCUCAUCAGCAGUAUCAACGCAAGAGCUGUGCAGCAAAGAGGGCAGAAAUACCCCCAAGCUCAAACACGGCUGCAGAACCUUCGCAAACGGAAAGAUGUCCACCGCGGCCAAACACAAGUCCAACGGCCUGAGCAAGAAGAUCUGUGCGGAGGAGAAGGAGGAGGAGCAGGAGGAGGAGCAGAGCGACAGUGAGGAAAAGGAGAAGAAGACGGAGGAAACAUCAGAGGAGAGUCGAGCGGAGGAGCAGGCGUUCUUAGUCUCGCUCUACAAAUACAUGAAGAACAGAGACACGCCCAUAGAGAGGAUCCCCUUCCUGGGCUUCAAACAGAUCAACCUGUGGACCAUGUUCCAGGCAGCUCAGAAACUGGGAGGAUAUGAAUUGAUCACAGUUCGCAGACAGUGGAAACACGUUUAUGACGAGUUGGGGGGGAAUCCCAGCAGCACCAGCGCUGCCACCUGCACACGCAGACACUACGAGAGGCUCCUACUUCCUUAUGAGAGGAACCUGAAAGGGGAGCAGGACAAGCCCCUCCCACUGGUCAAACCCAGGAAGCCGGAGAGCAGCCAAGAGAAGAGUCCAGUGGUCAGGUCCAAGGGAGUGAGCAGCAAGAAGGUCAAGGUCCACAGCAGCUCCAGGCCGGGGAGUAAAAAGGACAAAGUGGAGGUGAAGGUGAAGAGCGAGGACCAAACACAGAAUUCCAGGGAGACAGAGGAGGACGUCCCAACGCAGGGGUCAUCUCAGGUAGACCAACCAAUCAUCAUCGAGGAGGAGGAGUUACAUCUGACUCUGAAAAAAGAGGAGUCUCUAACCCCGGAGCAGGCACCUUCAUUCUGCCCUGCAGAACCAGACUGCAGGGCUCCUGCCCCUGCCCUGCCCCUGGGGGCUGGGGCAGGUUCAGAGUGGAGGCAGAUCAGUAAAGCCCUUCAGGUCAAACUGACGCAGAGUGAAGGAAACUUCAUCCCGAAAAACUCCUACCUGCUCCACCGCUGGGAUCAGAACAGACCCGCUGGACACGUGGUCCUGCCCGAGACCUACGUCCAGGUCCAAGAGCCCAGAGAGAGCUACGGCGGCAGAGUGGGUAAAGUCCUGCCCAUGUGUAAACAGGCUGACAGACCGUGUGUCGACCUGAGCUCAGACUCUGAAGACUACGGUGCCACGCUGAAGGAGUCUCCUCCGGCUCCAGCACCCGUCGUCGCCGCCGCCUACUGUAAAAGCAGCCAGGGCGUGAUGUCGCCUCUGGCCAAGAAGAAGCUUCUCUCUCAGGUGUGUGAGUCCAAGCCCUUCUCCUUCACCGCUCCAGCCGCCGCCACCGUCGUCGCCGCCGCCUGCCUCUCCGUCAAAUCAGGGACACAGACAGAGAACGAGAAUCAAAAGAGUGAAGAAGACGUCGAACCAAAGCUGGAGUGCGUGUCCGACGGUGUCCAGGAGGUGGCGGCGAUAUUCCGACCGUCUGUCAUUCAGCACGCGCAGAGCUCCAAGCCUCAAGCACAAACGACGGCUGGCGUCGGAGGAGGGCUGUCAGAGAGCUACAGCUGCAGAACCAGCCUCCACCUUCAGCCCACCUGGCAGCCGUACCUGUGCCGGGGCCAGGCCCAGGACGGCGUGGAGAGCUGCGGGGAGAAGCUCCUUCAGGUUCCCGCCGCUGCGCAGCCUCGCGGCUACACGGCCGACUGCUACUCCUCACCUCACCUCCACAGUCUGUACCGACAGACGGAAAACUGUCUGAGCCCGGACUUUGUCAACGGGGAGAGGAGGGAACACUUCAACAGAGACUGUGAAGAGAGUCAGGGCUUUGUCUGCGCCCCUGGGGAGCAGGAAGGUCUGACCUUCAGGUCCCACUUCAGUGACAGGACUCCAACUCCAGCAGGGGGCAGCCAAGAGGCUGAGGAUGAGCCCAGAGACUUCACAGUCUCCAAACCUCUCUCUCAGAGGGUCACCUCCUUCUCCAAGCCCUCCUUUUGUAACCUCCCCUAUCCUGUCAUCCAGCCCAAGGCCUGCAGAGUUCCUCCCAUGACCACCCACUCCCCAAAACAGAGCUCCGCGGAGUCUCCCUCAUCAUUUCCCAGCCCGAACGCCUCAAGCGAUCCAUCGCUCAUCGUUCCCGUCCGACCCAGCAAACGGAGCGUCGUCGAGCUGGACAACGAGGAAGUUCCAGAGCGAAAGGUCCGUGUGGUGACGCCCAUCCAUCCGGCCGGUUCCGUCCGACACACCGACCCCGAGGACCUGAAACCAGCGGAGCCCACCCAUGCUGUUCACCUCCCCGACGGUCACUCUAGCGCCACCUUCACUCCGGCCCACCUCUACGGCGGCAUGUACCCCCCGGGGAGCCUGGUGUCGGCAGGUGCCCAGGACGGGCUGCAGCAGCACCCAGGGCUGCAGUACUUAAAGAGUCAAUCGGCCGUUUCUCCUCUGGUUCCUCCUCUGGCCUUCCACCCCAUGUUCCUCCACAGGCAGCUGCUGGCCUCCAGCUCCAGUCCUCAGCACUUCUACAGGCACCCUGGGGGAGCGGCUCUGUAUGGAGACCUGUUACAUCAUCUGUACCCUCUGUCCACGCUGCCCCCUCCUCAGCUGUCCUCUGUCCACCCCAGCACCAGACUGUGAGGGAACUGGAAACGGGGACCAUUGGUCCAUAGGUGGCGAUGUAAGCCAGAAUUUGUAAACACUGACCUGAGCAUCGAAGCAGUGACACAAACACGUCAGUUGAAGACUGAAAAAAAAAAGAAAGAAAGAAAUCAAUUUUUAUUUGUACAUUCAUUUGUUUCUCUACUUUGCACUGUUCCUUGUUUUUGUUAUGACCACUCACUGUUUGUGUUGUCGUUGUCUCCUUAUUUGCACAGUGCUCAUGUGAACGCGACUCACACUUCAGUUUGUCCGUGUGAGUCACAUGGUUGCUCUGGACCUGUGAAAAGUGAAGAGCAGCAGAGAACGUCUGUUUGUUUACUGAACUGUUGUGGCUGAAAACACUACGGCGACAGUCGUCCAUCAACGCUGACACCGUCAGGUCCGGACCAGUCUGGACCUCGACCGGUGCUUCUCUCGUGUUCAGGUCCUUGGUGUUCUGUUCAGGCACAUUUUUAAGACAGAUUCACUAACCCUUCAACCAGAACCAUCACCUUUGGCUCAGUGUUUUCUUCUCUUUUUUUUCUCCCUCUCUGUUGACAGUCGGUAUGAAGUCCUCUACAUGAACUAUUUCACAGUGGAAACUAUAGCCAGUAGGUGGCAGUAUUGCAGCUCCAUAUUUAGAUCUGCUGGUAAAUACCAAAGAAGAGAGGCUGAGGGUGUUAGCAUAGUUACCUUGGUGAAGACCCACCUUUUUAGCCAAACACUACAUACAAGCACAGUACUAGCACACCGCUUAGGUGCUAGGUACAAGUGCACCGCUAACAUGCUGCUAAUACACUAUGUACUAGGUCACCGCUAUCAUGCUGCUAAAUAGUACUUAGUAGUGCAGCACUAACAUGCUGCUAGUAGCCCGAGUGCUACGGCACCUCUGAUAGGCCCCUUCUGCUGCAGUAUAUACCAGCAGGCGGCGCUGACAUGCUAGAUGCUAGCAUUCUGAUUACAUGCAGCGUGCUAAAUGGUUCUAGCGCUGCUCCUUUUCUUAUUUUGGGUGAACAAUCAGUGAUCAGCCAAAGCCGGUGAACCAGGUGCUGACUGCUGGUCUGCUCCUGUAAUCUUAAUCUGGUUCAGAUUGACCUCCAGAUUAGUGACUAAAAACCCACACCAAAGUCAUAGGAGGAAAGAAUUGGUUAGUGUUGUACUUCUAUUAUUUUUCCUGACAAUUUUUCAAGACACCUCAAACACGCCACCUAGUGUUGAGAAGUAGUAGUACUACACUUGAAAGUGCAUUCCUAAAAAGUAAAAAAUCAAGUCUAGAAACAGUUUCAGGAACUAAACGUUGUUUGGCUGCAGUCUGCUUUUUGGAUCCCAACAUUUGAGAACCACGGCUUGAACCAAUAUGCAGUGCAGUAUUUACAGUAUUUGCCGUGUAUGACAGAUGUACUGUACUUUCUUUUUGACUCACUCUGAAAGUGAGACAAGAAAAUGAAAAAGUUACUUUUUAAAAUUCAAACUAUUUUCUUCCUAUAAUGCAAAGUGUGCAGCAGCAGGUGUGUGUGUGUGUGUCUGACCGUGUGUGUGUGUGUGUAGGACAGCAUGAUGCUGCAAAUCCAGAGGAAAUCACAUCAUUUCUUUUUUUCCUUCUUCUUCUUCAUGACUUUCAAACCUCUCCUUAAAGCCACACUGUAAAAAUGUUAGUAAAAUCUCUGUGCCUUCCACAGUCCUGGGUUAGCGUUAGCGUUAGCACGACACGUAAGGUUAAGGUUUCGUUUCUGUAGCAGACUUUACUCACGCGCAGCAGUCACUCACACACCGCGACCAGAGCCCAGUCCUGGACACCUGGGGCUGUGGAUAGUGGAGACUGAACGGUACCAGACUGUAACGGUACCAGACUGUAACGGUACCAGACUGUAACGCUCACACAUUUACAGCCUGAGGUACGGCGACGACACCUGCUCUGCUUCAUACAACCACUAGAACUGUAGUGAGGAACAGUGGGAACCACCUUUCUGCUGUAACGGUCCAGGUGUAAAGACUUCUGAAGAAGUACUGUACAUUUGUGUGUGUGUGUGUGUCGGAGGAACCACCGCCGCCACCAGAGGGGGUGGAUGGGUGACACCAACACCUUCUUAUUCAUGUGUAAAUAAACACCACUGUAGAUAGUACUGUGCGAUUGUUAUCAUAUGUACAUAACAACAGUAUAAAGGUUGUUGCACAAUCAGACUGUGUGCUUGUUUCCUCUGCGCCUGUACGACUCAAACACUACGUAAAAGAACCUCUCCAUGUCUUUAUGCUUUUGAACUGUUGUUUCGUUUGUUUUCAUCCAAUGAAAGUGUUUUUUAUACGACAAACAUCUGUUUACCAAUCACUCAGCUGGAACAAGAACAAGAUACAGAGACCGACAUUUUGUACAUGACUUCCUGUAUAUUUAAUUAAAAUAUUUUACUAUCUAAACACCUGGCUUCCCUCACCUGUGUCUCAUGAACAACAGCUGUGGAAUUAACAGUCGUCAGCAUGGGACUGAACAACCGGACAGAGACAACAGCCUGAAUCAAUCCACCAAUCACAGCUCCAGAGUUUAGCUCCAGAGCCGGGGUGUCAAACAUACGGCUCGCGGGCCAAAACUGGCCCGCUAGUUGGUUCGAUCCGGCCCCUUGAAAUGAAUUUUGAAUG
This is a messenger RNA of Cynoglossus semilaevis (tongue sole), 6512 nucleotides long. It is a transcript of the gene arid5b, whose product is annotated as AT-rich interaction domain 5B. Lineage: Eukaryota; Metazoa; Chordata; Actinopteri; Pleuronectiformes; Cynoglossidae. Gene Ontology annotation, cellular component: nucleus. Gene Ontology annotation, biological process: regulation of transcription by RNA polymerase II. Gene Ontology annotation, molecular function: transcription cis-regulatory region binding. The record is from RefSeq and is a predicted model, not a curated record. Bases 429 to 3881 code for a protein of 1150 amino acids. The transcript has 11 exons.